AAAUAGAAAACCUAAGACACAGCAACUUAAUUAGUCACUUAUCCUGGUGGUCUGGUUUUGGACUAUGAGAUGUUACUGGAAGGAUACAAGGGUCCACCAAGAAAGUUGAAAAAGUAGCAUGCGCUGGCAUUAGUGUGCUUAGGGGCUGCAAUAAUCAUUGACAGUGUAUAUAUAGGUAUAAGCUAUAUCAAAAUUGGACCAGAGACUCGAGCUGUCAGUUACUUUUCUUUCUAUGCUCAAAACUGAGCCUGUCUCUAUAGACUACAGAUCAAUUUCUUGCAAUGGGUUUACACUACAAAAAAUUUGGAGUUAUAUUAGGAUUAACCCUAGUGCUAAUGUCAACCAUGGCUGGUUUUGCUAUGGCGGAUGCAGACAAAGAUAAAGAGGAAUGUGCAGAGCAGCUGGUAGGGCUUGCUACAUGUCUACCUUAUGUUGGAGGUAAUGCCAAAAGCCCAACUCCAGAUUGUUGCACUGGUCUCAAGGAAGUCCUUAAAAACAACAAGAAGUGCUUGUGCGUUGUGAUUAAGGAUAGGAAUGAUCCUGACUUGGGUCUCAAAAUCAAUGUUACUCUUGCUUUAGGCCUCCCCACUGUUUGCCAUGCCACAGCUAAUGUUUCCCAAUGCCCCGCCCUCCUACACUUGGCUCCCAAUUCACCAGAUGCUCAAGUUUUCUAUCAGUUCACCAAAAGCUCUAAUCAGAGUGCCAGCAGUCCUGCUCUUAGUCCUAGUGAUGAAGGGAAUCCUACAAGCGCUAACAGCCAGGAACAAAGUGCUCAACCCCCAACAAGUGGAUGUGGCAAUGGGAAGGGAUGGUUUCGGUUGGAGUUCUUUUAUUUAGGAUUGACAGUUUCGUAUUUCCUUUCCUCACGGUUGUUAAUAUAGGUUCAUGCAUACUUGAGAGGUAUUACUCUUUCAUCAAACGGGGAGGGAAGGAGGGAGGCCUAGGAGGAGUCAUGCCUCCCUAUUUUCAAAAAAUGACAAUUUUCUUUUAGUUUUUUUUUUUCUUAAUUUUGUUUUUCAAUUUAAUCCCACUAAACAAUUAAUAUUAUUGUUUCUGUCUCUUUAAAAACUCUUUUUAUAUUUAACUAUUUUAUAUUUGGCUCCUUAAAGUGAGUUCGUGGUUCUCGCUUUAGGAAUGGAAUA
This is a messenger RNA of Ricinus communis (castor bean), 1142 nucleotides long. Its product is annotated as non-specific lipid transfer protein GPI-anchored 14. The transcript has 3 exons. Lineage: Eukaryota; Viridiplantae; Streptophyta; Magnoliopsida; Malpighiales; Euphorbiaceae. Bases 282 to 881 code for a protein of 199 amino acids. The record is from RefSeq and is a predicted model, not a curated record.